Molecule: messenger RNA, 1930 nt
Organism: Pimephales promelas (fathead minnow)
Lineage: Eukaryota; Metazoa; Chordata; Actinopteri; Cypriniformes; Leuciscidae
Gene: gpr137
Product: G protein-coupled receptor 137
Biological process (GO): positive regulation of TORC1 signaling
Cellular component (GO): lysosomal membrane
Source: RefSeq, a predicted model, not a curated record
UGAGUCUCUGUUAAAUAAGGCAGUGCAUAAACACGAACCGGACUUUGGUGAUGAGGGAAAGGAUUUAUUGGAUGUGUCACGUCGAUUACUUGUUCAUUUUUGUAAGAUCACAGGUUGAAAAGGGAAAUUCUCACAAAGGACUUUUUCCAGAAGAAGUGUUGUUUUCGUCGUGUAGUUUGAUCCAUAUAAUGAUACUCAGACAAAGACAGUACGGCUGAAUUUUAUUUUUAUUUGCUAAUAUGAUUUAUACUGACAUUUUAUGCCAUUUUAGUUUUAUUUUAUUUUGAUGUUCUGGUCUGUACAUUCUUUUGUUUAAAAUUUUUCUCACAUCCAUCAUCAUAAUGCACAUUCCAGUUCCACCUUCCCCCAUGAGACCAGCCGUGGCCCCCUCGGUACAGCUGGGUGUCACGGUUCUUUACGCAUGUCUCUAUGGGGGUCUUUUUGUAGUGGUAUACAUUCAGCUUUGGUUGCUGUUACUCUACCGGCAUAAGCGAUGGAGCUACCAGAGUAUUUUUCUUUUUCUUUGCCUGUUCUGGGCAGCUCUUCGCACAACACUCUUCUCGUUUUAUUUCCAUGAUGCCCUUGCGGCCAACCACUUGUCCACUCCAGUCUACUGGCUCCUUUAUUGCUUCCCAGUGUGCUUGCAGUUUUUCACUCUGAGUCUCUUCAACCUUUACUUUACUCAGGAGUUGCUCAAAGUCAGAAGUGUAUUCAACAUUGAGCCCAGCAAAGCACUAAGGGCGGCUCGGUGUGUGUAUGCCACCAUGAGUGCCGUCUUCCUGUGCGUCAACAUAGUUUGCGCAAGCCUCGCAGAUCAUGGAGGUUCUGGUGGAGCUGGUGAAAAUGCUUGGAGGCUGGUUUUGCUUCGGGUUCUGGUUAAUGACCUACUGUUCAUUCUGGAAGCUGUGUGUCUGGCCACAUCUCUGCUCCUGUUAACUCGAUUUUCGCCCACCACCACCCCCCCUUAUCUACGCAGUAAGGGGCUUUGCCGGACUGUGGUGUUGGGGGCCGGCGUAAUCUUGCUUUUCUCUAGCAGGGCUUGCUACAAUCUUGCAGUGCUGUUUUUGUCUCAGAAUCAUAAAGUCGAGGCUUUUGACUAUGACUGGUACAACAUUUCUGAUCAGGCUGACCUUCAGAAUGAACUUGGAGAAAGAGGCUACAUUAUCUUUGGAGCAGUUCUUUUCAUUUGGGAGCUGCUACCUACCGGCCUGCUCAUUCUCAUCUUCAGAGUUCGCCAACUUCCUCAAGAAAAGAACUGCAGCCCGGCCAUGUGCAACACACAAGCCUCACAGUCAUAUUUCUUUGAUGAUCCUCGAGGAAUGGAUGACACGGCUUCUCUCUGGAGCCACAGUAUCAAUCCUAAUAGCAGCUGGGUUGGGUCGAGUGAGACAACUCCACUCCUCUUCAACAGGAGCGACCAGAUCAACCAACACCACUCGCUUUACUCCACUCCACAGACCUAACCACUAUGCAAAGCUGCAGAGAUCUUCUUCUGACCUUCUCAGGCAAUAGCACAGCAUUACCUCUUCCUGUUGAGUAGCUCAAUGGGUUUGUUUGCACUAAUAUGCAUCAGAAGCAUCUAUACUUCUGAAAUCGCACCUUGACUUUUUAAAGCUGAGCACAAUUAGACUAGAUGCUCAUGAUAAAAGGGACCAGAUAAUGAUUUUACUACAAUGAUUAUAACCACAUUUAUCAUUCAUGAGAGAUUCUUUGAAAUGUAUUAACAGAUGUUAUUUUUGCGUGUGGGAUGGUGACCUUUCCAUUUCAAAUGGUGCAUAGGGAAGCAAUAAAUUUGGUACUUUAUGCUCUGAUAUUUGCUAAUUUACAUUAAUAAAAAACUUAAUUUAAACAUUUUCUUUUUUAACUCACUUUUUACAUAUUUAUGGUUGCUCAUGUAUUGUUGGAAUUUCAGUAAAGACUAAUACUCAGA